GGAGGGGAGCGAGCGGCCGCGGUGCUACGUAAGUGGCUCAUUUCUGUAUCCUUCAAAGAGAGAGGCCUCGGCGGAUAGAUUGAUUGGAUAUACCAGCCGUCUGACAUCUGGCCGUACGUAAAAUACAGCGAGGUUUGGGCUUAUUGAGCCUGCGCUAACAGAAAAAGAGGAGGUUCCCGAAUAGAGUCCUUUAUUUAUUUCUUUGUUUCCAGUGGGGAAAAAUAAUAACAGCGACAUAUACCACAGGCACUUCAUUUAUUAUUUUUGUCCGUAUACACAAGAAAACUGGAUAAGAUUACAGUGGUGACUCGAAGGCCAAAGCCAAGGGGAGGAGGAUGAAGCGGCGCAAUGCGGACUGCAGCAAACUCCGACGGCCGUUGAAACGGAACCGAAUCACCGAGGGUAUAUACGGCAGUACCUUCCUGUACCUGAAGUUCCUGGUGGUGUGGGCACUGGUGCUACUUGCAGACUUUGUACUAGAGUUCAGGUUCGAGUACCUCUGGCCAUUCUGGCUCUUCAUCCGGAGUGUGUACGACUCCUUUAGAUACCAGGGGCUGGCCUUCUCAGUAUUCUUUGUGUGUGUGGCGUUUACCUCGGACAUCAUUUGCCUCCUCUUCAUCCCAGUGCAAUGGCUAUUCUUUGCUGCCAGUACCUAUGUGUGGGUGCAGUAUGUUUGGCACACAGAGAGAGGUGUCUGUUUGCCCACCGUGUCCCUAUGGAUACUGUUUGUGUACAUAGAGGCAGCCAUCAGAUUCAAAGACCUGAAGAACUUCCACGUGGACUUGUGUCGUCCUUUUGCUGCACACUGCAUUGGCUACCCAGUGGUUACGCUGGGCUUCGGUUUCAAAAGCUACGUAAGCUAUAAGAUGCGCCUCCGGAAGCAGAAGGAGGUGCAGAAGGAGAAUGAGUUUUACAUGCAGCUCCUGCAGCAGGCUCUGCCUCCAGAGCAACAGAUGCUUCAGAGGCAAGAACGAGAAGCAGAAGAAGCAGCAGCAGCCAAAGGAAUAUCUGAAGUGGACACGCCUCCAGUGUCACAGAAUGGCGCCCCAGCCAAUAAAAAGACAUCGGCACCACUGCCGGAACUAGAGUAUAGAGAAAAAGGGAAAGAGGGAAGGGGCGGCGGGGAGGCAAAAAAACAGCACAACAGCAACAGCAUCCUGCCAUCAUCAGUGGACUCUAAACUCCAGGAGAUGGAGUAUAUGGAGAACCAUAUGAACAACAAGAGACUGACCACAGAGCUGGGCAGUACAGAGAACCUGUUGCUUAAAGAGGACAACAAUUCCUCCUGCUCCUCCUCAUCCUCCUCCUCUUCUAAAAACUACAAAAAUGCUAGCAGCAAUGCCGCAACUCUCAACUCCUCACCCCGCGGUCAUAGUGCUACCAAUGGCAGCGUGCCCUCCUCUGCACCAUCAUCCUCCUCAUCUUCAGGGAAGAACGAGAAGAAGCACAAGUUAGCAGUGGGGAAGGGGACAUCAGGUGGCUCCCACAGGGAUCCCACAGACAACUGUAUCCCCAACAACCAACUUAGCAAGCCAGAAGCACUUGUUAGAUUGGAGCAGGACGUUAAAAAGUUGAAGGCAGACCUGCAGGCCAGCCGGCAGGUGGAGCAGGACCUGCGCAGCCAAAUUGGCACGCUGGGCAGCGCUGAGCGCUCCAUACGCACCGAGCUGGGCCAGCUACGCCAGGAGAACGAGCUGUUGCAGAACAAGCUCCAUAAUGCUGUGCAGGCAAAGCAAAAGGACAAACAGGCAGUGGGCCAACUGGAGAAGAGGCUCAAAGCAGAGCAGGAGGCUCGGGCCACCGCUGAGAAACAGCUCGCAGAUGAAAAGAAGCGAAAGAAGCUCGAGGAGGCCACAGCAGCCAGAGCAGUAGCACUAGCAGCAGCGUCCAGAGGGGAGUGCACAGACACGCUGCGGCGGCGGAUCACUGAAUUAGAAACGGAGUGUAAGAAACUAACAAUGGAUAUCAAGCUAAAGGAGGACCAGAUCCGAGAGCUUGAAUUAAAAGUGCAGGAGCUUCAUAAAUAUAAGGAGAAUGAAAAAGACACAGAGGUGCUGAUGUCAGCGCUGUCAGCCAUGCAGGACAAGACCCAGCACCUGGAGAACAGCCUGAGUGCAGAGACUAGGAUCAAACUGGACCUCUUCUCUGCACUGGGAGACGCCAAGAGACAGCUGGAGAUUGCACAAGGUCAAAUCCUGCAGAAGGACCAGGAGAUCAAAGACCUGAAGCAGAAGAUAGCCGAAGUGAUGGCCGUCAUGCCCAGCAUCUCCUACACAGCCGACACCAGCAGCAUGACCCCUGUGGCCCCCCACUACUCCUCCAAGUUCAUGGACACCAGUCCCUCCGGCCUAGACCCCAAUGCCUCCGUUUACCAGCCACUCAAAAAGUGAACGCUUCGUCCCGCCCCUCCCUCCCCUCCAUCCAUACUCCCAUCAUUUUUAUUUUACCUGCAGGCCCACCACCUUCCAAUUUGUUUGGCAUGUCUGCGGCUGAGAACGUUUUUUUUUCUUGGGUUUUUUUGUUCUCUCCUCGCCAGGUCAGAAGGAUGUUGUAUUGUGUGACUGUGUUUGUUGUAGUUAAGACAAAAGACAAAAAAAAAAAACUUAAAAAGGACAUCACAUGUCAACUAGGAAGUCCCAGUUUUGUUUUGUUUUUUUUGUUUUUGUUUUUUUUUCUCUUAACUGUCUAGUGAAACCUCACAGAAUUGGGUAUGUAUCUUCAUCUCAAGGGUGUUGCUCUCCCAUUCGCACCUCCACUGCAACCAGUUACCUGCUCUUUGGUCCUGGGGAAUAGCUGCUUUAUUUUAUUUUUUAAUUUUUUUUUUUUUUUUCCCCCUCCUAAAAUUGGAAAACAGUUCUCCUUCAUGAUACAGCCUGACUUGUAUCCAACAGUUUCUUUGACAGAUUCUUUUUUCCCCCCAAGUAGUAUGGGAACAUCUGUACAACCAGAGGAAUGUAGUGCAAAGUUGGCACAGACUCACCCCUGUUACGUAAUUUAUUCUUUUAAUUCACAAUCAGACACCAAAUUGACCCUGCCCUCGGCUGCUUUUUUGAUUUGGUGGUAAACAGUUUUUAAAGUGUAUUGUGUGGUUCUAUUUGUUCAGACUUUAAGAUUCAAGCAUUGAUUUCAUCAAGCUGGAGGAGAUCUUGUGUUGGAAACAAACAUAGACCUUGAAACGAAAUGAACCCGAGCGGCUCAAUAUGUUCAGCAUCGGUGAAAACAGCUGUUUGGUUUCCCUCGCUCUGUUUUCUGAAAGUUUUUGGUUUUUUUUGUUUUUGAGUUGAAGGAGUGCUGUGAGAGAAGACUGUGUAUGUAAGUGUACAGCUUCUCAGUACUCUGCAUAGUCUUUCAUCAGAUGUCAUGAUCACAGUGCCUUGGGUUGAGGACAUAGAGUGAGUGUAAUAAUGAGAAAUGGCCCAGCCCUUCUAAAUUAGUUGUGAAGCAUCUGGCUAAGCUGAAAUGGUUAAGAAGUGGACCGUGCCCAGUCAUGAGGGACAAAGUUGCCUUUGGCCACUGAUUUGGUUUACAGGCUCCCAACUGAUUUCCAUACUGGUGGGGAAGCCGAUCCAUCUUGUGCACUCAAGGGCAGCUUUGUCCCUUAUUAUACAAGUCACAUUUAACAGAUACGGCGGACAAGGCCAAAUCCAAGACUAUUCAUUGUUCUCCCAUUUUUCCUUUUGUCAGUAUGUUGACAUGAUGUUAGCCACCACAGAGUCUACUGUACACAGGUCUUCACAUGUCCGUACACAGAAGCUCAUCCAUGCUGCUGUUAAACCCCAAAUCCUCCAGUUUAGCUAUUGCCCCCUCUUUCCUUUUUUGAGUUCCAAUUAAAAGUUUUACUGUGGAAAAUACAUGCUGUUUGAAAGGGAAAACUGUAAAGAUGGGCUGUGCAAUGUACACAAAGCUUUGGAAAUGCCAACUUGAAUAUAGAAGCUAAAUAAUUUAAUUUAAUUCAUCUUCCACUUCAGUUUGUGUGCCAAGACUGGAAUGCUUGUUUCUCUAGUAAUAUGUUCAAGAAUGUACUGCAAAUGCAUUGGCUGACAUUUUUGUCAAAUAUCCAGUUAAAUAUCACUUAAUGGAAGUUUCUGUUAAGCGGGUAGAGAAAGUGGUCACCUGCUUGUAGUAGACUGUAGAAAAAAUAAGGGACUAGAAAGUCAAAUUUCUUUUUGUGAAUGUUACAGUAUUUGCAACUGUUGGGCAAGUGGCUGUUUUAAAGCAGUUUUCCUUACUCCUGUUUCUGGUUAUUAUUGUUAUUUUCCUGCAGGGAGAAAGUUGCUCGAGUCUGAUGUGGUUUCGCCAUCAUCUGAAAUGAUCCUUGUUGUGCGUGUGGAUUUCACCUACUUUAUAUGGAGAAGCUUUUUGCGCUCAGAUUGCUGACAUUGGCUCCUGGGGGGGGGUUGUGAAAAUUACCGUUUAGUCAGUUGUUUGGUCAACUGAUUGUUGAAAGUAUAGAGAAGUGUUUUUGUUUGGUUUUUUUUGUUUUCUUUGCCCACAGUCACUGCUCUGUUUCUCCCCAGGUCUGACCUUGGCUGCGCUCUCGCUCUGUGAGGUCUGCAAGGAAUAAACUUUUUUUUUUUUCUUGCAAAUUGA
Xiphias gladius (swordfish) is the source of this 4590-nucleotide messenger RNA. RefSeq names its product macoilin 1b (gene maco1b). The record is from RefSeq and is a predicted model, not a curated record. The transcript is spliced from 11 exons. Lineage: Eukaryota; Metazoa; Chordata; Actinopteri; Istiophoriformes; Xiphiidae. Bases 336 to 2390 code for a protein of 684 amino acids. Gene Ontology annotation, biological process: neuronal signal transduction. Gene Ontology annotation, cellular component: rough endoplasmic reticulum membrane.